Peronospora matthiolae is the source of this 5751-nucleotide messenger RNA. The record is from the annotation of a GenBank genome assembly. Lineage: Eukaryota; Oomycota; Peronosporomycetes; Peronosporales; Peronosporaceae.
AUGGCGUCGGGGGGCGACGCAGCCGCGCUAGCCGCCUCGCACAUUAACCAGGAACAAUUGCUGCAUGACCUCGAGAGCAAGUAUCUGAACGUCAAGAGCGACUUGGCCCUUGUCGAGCGCAACUGUCAGACGCUGGAAGCAGACAAGCAAGCAGCUUUGGAAAAAGCAGAGCAAGUGGCUACACUUGCCGAGGAACAUGAAAAAGUGGCGCGAGAAGCGACGCAACAGCUGCUGCAGGUGACGGCGGAAAAGGACGCACUGACGUUCAAGCUUCAGAUGGCCACGUCUUUGGCCGAGCGUCGACUGUCGGAGGUCGAGGAGCUGCAGACGACAGUUAGAGAGCAAAACAAAGUGCUGGUCGAUGCCCAGCGCCAGGAGAUGCAGGCGCUGGAGCGUGCGGCCAAGCAGGAAGCACAGGUCGCACCACUGACUCAUGCUCUGACGAGGGCUAAAAAAGAGACGGAAGCUACGCAGCAGCACUCGCAGUGGCUCGAGACGCAGCUGAGCGAGAAGACUCGGACGGUGCAGGAGCUGCGACAUGAGCUGACAAAGUGCACACACGACCUGGAGGAGCUCAAGAUUCGUAGCACAGAAGAGCUCACGUCAGUGAAGCGACAGCUGGAGAGUGCACGUUUGGCGAACCAGAAGAUAGAAGGCGCGUUGAUCAAGAGCACAGAGGCAAUGAAAGAGCUGCAGGCCUCGAAGGUGCACGACGAGGAGGUGCUGCAAAACGAGCUGAAUGCGCAGUGUCGACUGGCUUCGUUGUACCAGGAGUCCGCAGCGGAGUCUUCUGCUCGUGUUGCAGAGCUGCAGACAGUGUGCGAGUCACUGCGCAAGUCGCUGUCUGACGCGGAGCAAAGACUGACACGUGAGACAGAGCGGGCGAAGGAGCAGGUCGAGCACUUGUUUCGAGAGCAGGCUAGAGCUUCUGAGGCUCGUAUUCAAGCACUUCAGGACGACCUGCAACAUGCUGAAGAAAAGGUCCAAGAGAUGGAAAAGAAGAAGAUCUUCUCUCUGCAGACAGCCAGUGCUGUGGCCGGGCUGUCUUCAUCUGCGGGCGAAGCUCACUUGGCCGCGCAUGGAUUGACACCUAUGCAAAUGUACGAUCACAUCGUCGAGCUGGAAGAGACACUUCAAGCGGAGCGCAAAGAAAAGGACAAAGUACAGCUGUACAUGGAUCGCAUCGUCAAGGAGAUACAGGAGAAAGCACCCAUUCUUGUUGGUUUGCGGCUGGAUCACGAGCGCAUUGUCGCUAGCCACACACAACUGAGUGAGCGGUUGGAGCAGUGCACGCAAGAGUUGGCAAAGAGUAAAGCUAAUGAGCAGCAUGCGAGAGAGGAGAAAACCGCGCUUGAAAAGAAGUGCGAGUCGCUCGGUCAGAAUGUUGAUGACCUGUCACGUCAAGUUCAGCACUUGCUUUUCCGCUCCCAGGAUUCGUAUAAACGACCCAACAAUCUUGAAUCCGGCGAUGUUGGGUCCGAGAAUCUAGUGGUGUUCAAAGACGUAGAAGAGCUGCAAGUGCGGAAUCAGCAGCUCUUGACGGUCGUUCGCGAGCUCACUGAGAUGAACAAAUCCGCGACAAGUAAUGGUGGUACCGAGUCAACGGACUCGACUGCACAUGUAAUCGUUGCUAGUGACUUUGAUGAUAACGUUGACCAAAUCGGUGCAUCUAGUGCGAUUAAGAAGCGGUUGUCGAUGGCUUGCAAAGAGAUUCAGGAACUGCGUAGCGAGCGGGAGCAGGAGCGCGAGAUGAUCGCAGCCAUUGUGAAGCAGCGUGAUAUGUACCGUGUGCUGCUGGCCCAGUCCGACACUAAAUUCGUGGAAGGUGGCACUAGCGCUAGCAGCGUUGAUACUCGAGAAACAUCCAUACCAGCGGGCACUCCUCGUGGUCCAUUGGAAAUGUUCGAAAGCGAAAAAAUUCGUGAGGUGCAGAUGGAGUUUGAAGAUUACAAAAUGGAGAAGCAGGCCAAUCUGAGAUUGCUACAGGAAGCUCUUGAUCAGGAACGGGCCAAAAGCUCGGCAUCGCGGUUGGCACAGAUGCAAGCGCAGGUGGAAGCUGCGUGCAACAAAGAGCGCUACGAAGCGUCAGAGGAACGAUGCGCUAACGCGGAGAACGAGCUCGCACGUUUGCGGUCGAAGACAGACCAGCUGAGCUCCCUGAUGUUGCAGCAUCAGCACAUGCUCACAAAUACGGAGUCGAAGCUGGAAACUGCAGCAUUGCGUGUACAGAGUCUCACUGUCGAAAAAGACGCGGCUGUCCGUGAGGGUGAGUUUCUGCGCAAGAAUGAGGAGAAAAUCCAGCAGGAGCUGGUCACGGUGCGCCUUGACAAUACGAAUUUGCUCAAACUUAUGGAGUCGACGCGUCGCAUGGAAAGCGGGCGUGAGGAGCGUGACCGCCGUGAAGUGGAGACUUUGUCGAAGAAAGUGACGACACUUGAGACGAAACUACACGAUGCGUACGAAAAGCUGGAUGCGAAAGAGGCUACUUUUGGAGCGCAAGUCUUGGCUGCUGAGAGGGAAAAGCAAGCAGCAGUGGGUGAACUAGCAAAACUCAAGGAAGUUCACAGUCGAUUGAAGGAGCAGCUUGCGCGGCUUGAAGAGCAGAAAAAAGCUUUGGACGAUAGGUCCGCUUUGCUUGAAAAAGAGGCCGCACAUUUGCGUGAGCAGCUUCAGAAAGGAGCAAGUGUCGCAGCUGCUGAACGUGUUGCAGCGUUGGAGGUCCAACUCCGUGACGCUCAGCGCGAAGUGCAAGCGUCGCUUGUGUCACGAAAGACGCUCACCGAAAGCGUGACAAAGUACAGGGCUUUGGCUGAAGCGAGCGAAAAGAGUCUGGCGGAGUUGUCAAGCGCAAGUGAAAAGUGGAAACAAAGCGAAGCCGAGAAGAUGCAGGAGCUUGAGAAAUCCCGUGACCAAUUGAAAGGGGAUCUGGUAAAGGCACGAGCGGAACUGAAAGAGCAUAUUAUAGAGAACAACAGCUUGCGGGAAGGUAUCGAUCGGACCGAGAAAGCGCACAAACAGUCGAUGGUUGAAGCCACAGAGACGCAAGAAAUGCUACAGCUUCGAGUCGACAGUGCCACGCAACAGAUGAACAGCGCACGUGAAGAAAUGACAAAGAUGAAGCGUGAAUUGGAGACGACGCAGGAAAACUAUGAGCGUGAAUUGCAGCUUCACGCAGCUGAAGUAUCGAAGUCAUCGACGGCUCGUCGAGAAAUGGAGCAAGUUCGAAAGACUGUUCGGGAACGUGAGGCUGAAAUUGAAGCGCUGAAUGUGAAGGUAGAGAUAGUGGAAAGGGAGACACAAAUUCAGUUGGAGAGACUUCAAAAGCGUGUUGAUGAAGCGGUUGAGGCCAAGAAUGCGGUCGCAGAGCAGAACAAGUUACUACACUCUCAACUGGAGCGUGCAGCCGCUCAAGUGCGUCGAGCGCAUGAGCAGGACAUGCUGAAGAUGAUAAACGCACCAGUGUCAGCAUCAAACCAAGAGGCUGGCGAAGGGGCUGUUGAACCGAGCACGCACGAAAAAGAAAUUGAUGAUCUCCGGAGCGUGGUUGCAUACUUGCGACGGGAAAGUGAGAUCACUGAAUCGAAGCUCGAGUUAUCUCAACAAGAAGUACAGCGUGGCCGCACCCAAAUAUUUAGCUUGGAGUCUACGAACGAACGUCUUCGUGGCGAGAUAAAAGCACUGGCUGAUUCGGCAACAGCAGCUGACAAGCAGACAACAGUGGCUUCUUCUGAUGACCAGAAGCGUGUUGCCCAGCUAGAACAGUUGAGUCUGCUGCGUGAGAGCAAUGCGACGCUGCGUGAUGAGCACCAGAAGAGUCUGGCAAAGUAUAGAGAAGAGGCGGCGAAGGUGCGCAGCCUCGAGGCCAAGCUAGUGCCCCUGCAGAAUGCUGAGACAGCUUUGAAAAUGCAAGUGGCGUCGCUGAAGCAGGAGGUUGAAACACUUAAUGAUGCCAAUAAGCGCUGGAAGCAGCGUGUCGAUCAGCUGGUUGAGAAGUAUCAGCAGGUUGAUCCAGCUGAGCACGAUAAGGUAGUUGCUGAAAAGGAAGCUUUGACGAAGGAACUUGCCGAGUUGAAGGCCGAGCAAACUAUCCUAAAGGCCGAGCUUGAGACUCUGCGUUCUUGUGGAGGCAAGGAGCUGGAAGAAGAGAAAAAGAAGGUUGAGAACUGGACGAAGCAGUACGAACGAAUCAAGGGGUUUGCGAAGAACUGGAAGAACAAAGCCGAGAUGCUGACCAAGCAACUUGCGGAAAAGAACAGGGAAUUAGACGAUCGCACAAGUACCAUUUCUACGGUAGAGGCCAAGCUUACCUCUGUCCAAGCGCAACUUAGCACUGUGACGACUGAAAAGGCGGCACUGGAAACAAAGCUGUCAGCUUGCGAGGCAGCAAAACAGGAGAGUGCUGCAGCAGCUAGUGGUGCGAAUACGUCAUGGGAAAAGGAGCGCCAGACGCUGAAGGCCCAAUUGGAGCUGGAAACGAAGAAGAGUUCACAGUUAAAGGAUUUCAACGCGCGACUCAUGUCGGGUCUGAAAAAUCUGAAGAAGGAAAACAGCGAUUUGAAGGACCAUGCAGCUACUGCUUCACAGCUCGUCGUGGCGCCUGAGAAAACGCCCAUCCCUUCGCCCCCUGCUUCUCCUCCUCAAGUGCCUCUUCCCAUUACGAUGGCGAUGACGUCGACAACGACGACAGUCGCUUCGCCAGCAAGACCAGCAUCAAGUCCCAGUCCGCUAUUUCUGUCUCCGACACCGGCUGUGGAGAAUGAACCGCCGGUGCAGCAGCAAGGUGCUGUAACCUCUGAAGCAGACAAUACUGUGGCUGGGUCUACUACUGAUGUAGCUACUUUAGCUACGCCUGCUGCACCGUCGCCUGCUCCGGUUUCCUCAGCGGGUGCAAUAGUCACGAUGGUGACCGCUACUACGAACGAUGCAAUGACUACCACAGUGCCUCCUGCGAACGCACCCACACCGGUACCCACUCUCCCAGCUCCCGUUCAGGCGACUCCUGCUAUUGCGCUCGUGCCGACGGUGCUGGCAUCGGUGACGGGAACACAGCCAAAAGAGUCGACUGAGAAAACCACUGAGAAAGCUGACGGAAUGACGGCCGAGGAGACGCUUCGGCAGUUUGCGUUGCGAUCCAUUAAGAAGCAGGUAGAAGGCGUCGCUCGCGUGAUCCCCACAAAGGUAUCCGCGCCUCCUGAUGCAGAAGAAGCCAAACCUGUUUCACGAAGUGAGACGUUAUCGUCAGAGAGUAGUGGCCAGUUCAAUCUCGGUGCUGGUACGAGCUUUGGUGCGUUCGGCUCUGGAGGACCAAGUGGGCUCGUGUUUGGCAAGCCGGGUAUCUCGCUGCCUGUUCCAUCUCCCCCGUCUCCAGGUGCUUCGCCGCUCCCGUACCUAUCGCUCGCUGGAGAGAGUGCACCGGCAGAAUCGUUGCGCCGCAGUCAGCGCCUUGCGCGUUUUGCGGAUGGUACUGCGGGUGCUUCCGCGAUCGAUGCGCCUCCAGGCAGUACCGAUGCAGUUGAAAGUGCUUUGACGAAGAGACCGCUGAGCAGCGGCAUGGCCGAGGAUAGUGCGCCUGCGCAGAAAGUUGCGAAGACAGGUGAAGACCAGACGAUGAAGACUACCACCGUGGCGACGACCAUCACGACUACCACCGUUUUGCCUACGACGACAGCUUCAGAAGGAAAACAAGAAGAAGACAGUCCUCCUGCACAGAUUGAGUCGACAGAGUCGCAGUCGACUUCACCGACGCAGUAA